Molecule: messenger RNA, 2286 nt
Organism: Vidua macroura (Pin-tailed whydah)
Lineage: Eukaryota; Metazoa; Chordata; Aves; Passeriformes; Viduidae
Gene: TRMT5
Product: tRNA methyltransferase 5
Exons: 5
Coding region: 662-2065 (467 amino acids)
Biological process (GO): mitochondrial tRNA methylation; tRNA N1-guanine methylation
Cellular component (GO): mitochondrial matrix; cytoplasm
Source: RefSeq, a predicted model, not a curated record
ACGGGAUAAUCGGGGAUUGCGGUGCUGAGGGGAGAACGGGAUAAUCGGGGAUCGCGGUGCUGAGGGAAGAACGGGAUAAUCGGGGAUCGUGGUGCUGAGGGAAAGGAUGGUGGCUCUCCAUAGGCGCCUUGGGAAGGUGGCGGCAGUGGCCUCCAGCCAGAUCCAGCGUUGCGGGCGGCUUUAUCUUGUGGGUUUAAUCCAGUACCGAGAAGCGACAGGAUGAGAGGACGUGGCCCCGAGUUGCGCCAGGGAAGGCUUAGUCUGGACACGAGAAAGAAUUUCGUCACAGAAAGGGUGAUCAGACAUUGGAACGAUGUCGGGCAAAAUGCUGGAGUCAGCGUCCUGGAGGUGUUUAAGGAAAGACGGGGUGAGGCACCCCGCGCCAGGGUGGUGGGUGUUCGGUCACAGUUCGACUCGAUGAUCCCAGAAAUCUGUUCCAGCCGAUUCGAGUCUCUGAGAACCACAGCACCCCUUUCCACGCCAGGAAAAGCACGGGGAUGCUCAGGCCUCCGGAUGAGGAUUUCUCCUGUGCAGCAGGCGUGGGGAAUGCAGUGUGUCUUUCGGAAGGAGGACUUUGUGGAGAUUGGGAUACUGUGCCAAACUACUGAAAACUAAUCAUUUUAGGACAGCUGCAUCAAAUACAUCAUUUCCAGCAGUUUGGAUGCUAUUGGCACAACAUUCUGGCAGAAUACCUGGGCUCUUUGUAGUAGUUAAAAAAAAUACUUUCUUCACAAUGCCCGAAACCAUGGAGGAUAAAACGAAUCCAGAACUGUAUUUGCCACAUCCUGGAGUGCGUGGGAUGACGCUGCUCAACAGAGAGGCUUUCAAAAGGACAGUGGUUGUUCCAGCUCUUAAAGUCAAGAAGGAAAUUGUGCAUAGUGUGCUGAAGUCCCUAAAACAAUCAGUACUGCAGCGCCCCGGCCUCAAGCGGGUGGUGGAGGAUCCAGAGGAUGAGGACAGUAGAUUUGUUAUCCUGGAUCCUCAUAAAGUACCGGAAUUCUCAUUAGGAGAGUCAGAGCAGCAGGCCCUAAAACAGCUCAAUGUCCAUCCUGAGGUGUCCAAGUACCACCUGGAGCUGAGCUAUGAGAAUUUCAAGUCGGAGGAGAUCCUGCGAGCUGUCCUUCCCGAAGGUCAGGAGGUCACCUCUGGAUUCAGCCGUGUUGGCCACAUUGCUCAUUUGAACCUCAGGGAUCACCAGCUGCCCUACAGACACUUGAUUGGCCAGGUUAUAAUGGACAAGAAUCCGGGAGUCACCUGUGUAGUGAAUAAAACCAAUAUUAUCGACAGCACGUACAGGAAUUUUGAAAUGGAAGUGCUUGCUGGAGAGAACAACCUGGUGACCAAGGUCAAAGAAAAUAACAUUGCCUAUGAACUGGACUUUUCCAAAGUGUACUGGAACCCGCGCCUGUCCACUGAGCACGGCCGUAUAGUGGAGCUGCUGAGGGCCGGCGAUGUUCUCUUCGACGUCUUCGCUGGCAUCGGGCCUUUCGCCAUCCCAGCGGCCAAGAGAAAGUGCCGAGUGUUCGCCAACGACCUCAACCCCGAGUCCUACACCUGGCUCCUGCACAACUGCAAGCUCAACAAAGUGGACACCAAGGUGAAGGCGUUCAACAUGGACGGCAGGGACUUCCUGCGGGGGCCGGUGAGGGAGGAGCUCAGCAAAGAGCUCCCGCUCCUGAGGGAAGGACAGAAAACCGCCUUCCACAUAGUGAUGAAUUUGCCAGCUCUGGCUGUGGAGUUUCUGGAUGUUUUCAGGCAUCUCUUGGUCGGGGAGCCCUGCAGCCCUGCUGGCCUUCCCACUGUGCACUGCUAUGGGUUCUCCAAACACAGCAACCCAGCCAGAGACAUUCAGGAGCGAGCGGAAGCUACGCUGGGAACCUCCUUGGCCGGACGCUGUUCCACUUUCCCGGUCAGGAACGUGGCACCCAACAAGGAGAUGCUGUGCCUCAGUUUCCAGAUCCCAGCAGAUGUGCUCUACAAGAGGCCCUGCCCUGAUGAAGCAAAACCAGCCUCGAAACGUCUGUGUACCAGCCAAGAUUCUUCGGAAGAGAAGGCACUGAGUUGAAGACCAGACCUAUGGUGACUAUCUUAGUUUGUGUAAAGGAUAUUUGGGGUGUCUCUGUUUACCCCUUGAGUAGUAAGGAGCAGACCUGAGUUCCUAUGGAGUUUCUUUUGGGAGCCUUGCUUCCUGCAGUCACCUUUUCUUCUCAUUGUGGGAUUGAUUGGAAUUGCUACUACAAAAAAUUAAAAUGUUAUUCUCUUAUAAUAAAUUUGUUUUGGUACUUC